AUGGUCUUCAGCAACGACGACCUCGAAUCACGUGCCUUGGAUACCAAGCCUAGGAGGAUGGUUAACAGCGUCGCAUCUCCAGCAAGUCAACGCACGCCGUGGUCACAAGUGAGACUUGUCUUCUCAGAAGCAAGAUAUUAUCAUCCACAACCUGGCGAGGCAUCGAGGCAUCGACUUGGAAAUGAGAAAGCCUCCCCAGCCCUGCGCUUGGUUGCCGCUGGAGACAAUGCCCAUUCCCCGGAUAUGAGCAGGCUGCAUGGCUUGGAGAAUUCAAAUGUCGACCCUGUGAUUGGGCAACCUCACAAACUCUUGGGCGGUCUGCAUGGCCAUCCAUGCGCUACAACGUCCACGAAUUUCCAGCCCUGCGUUCAAACGGCGCUCACCGUUGUAUCAACGGGAAAAGAGGAAGAAACCCUUUCGAGACCUUGGAGUAUCGUUGUGCCUUCGUCCAAAGUACACUAUACAGUAUACAAAGAAGAAGAACUUGGAAGUUGGAAGGGAUUCGCAUUGUUGCAUUUCAUCGCGAGUCAGGGUGAAGCUGACCCGCUGCUCGAGAAGCAAAAUGUUGGCUCAGUCUUUUGA
Molecule: messenger RNA, 582 nt
Organism: Colletotrichum tamarilloi
Lineage: Eukaryota; Fungi; Ascomycota; Sordariomycetes; Glomerellales; Glomerellaceae
Exons: 3
Coding region: 1-582 (193 amino acids)
Source: RefSeq, a predicted model, not a curated record